Molecule: messenger RNA, 2406 nt
Organism: Cucurbita moschata (crookneck pumpkin)
Lineage: Eukaryota; Viridiplantae; Streptophyta; Magnoliopsida; Cucurbitales; Cucurbitaceae
Product: xyloglucan galactosyltransferase MUR3-like
Exons: 2
Coding region: 357-2126 (589 amino acids)
Molecular function (GO): glycosyltransferase activity
Source: RefSeq, a predicted model, not a curated record
GCAAUCGUAGCGACUACCGACAAUAGUGUAAUACCGGCGGGCGGAGUCUUUUCAGUUCACGGCGUCACCAAUUAUCUUGCAUUUCUUUGCUAAUUCGCUCCCUGUUUCACUGGCACAGCUCACAAAAUAAGAAAAAAAUCUCGAAAAUCCGAGCGAAUCCGAGAGAAUUUCGCUUCAAAUUAACGGGAGUAUCAUCCAGUCUCCGCUUAUUUUCAGUUGUUUUUUCGCAUCGGAAAUCGUAGGCGAGCGAGGUAUUGGUGUUUUUUCUUCUGGAUUUUGGGAUUUGGUGACGGACUUGUGAGCGAUUCUUGCGAAAUGGAGACCUGGCAAGCAGCCGGAUUGGAUGAUUCCAUCCGAUGAGACGCCAGCCGGUAGUGAUUGCCCCGUCGGAAAAAAUGGACAGAGGUGCCGGGAAGAAUCAGAAGUCUCGGCUUUGUUUUCUAGCGUUAUUGUCGGCGUUCUUCUGGAUCCUAUUGUUGUACUUUCAUUUUGUUGUGCUUGGAGGACAUGCUGUUGAUGAAUCGAUCAAAUUAAGCCUCCAAGAUAGACCUGUAAACUUGCCGGUGGUCCGGAAAUUUGCUCCUUCUCGUGUUGUCGACGCAACGAAAGUUGAUGUGAAAUCAACCCGCGAGCCUACAAAGCCUGUAGACCAGCAGCCUAAGUCCACCGCCAAACCUGAGGUUCAGAAUUUUCCUUUUGUUAAAGCAUUGAAAACUGUUGAAAACAAGAGCGAUCCAUGCGGUGGGAGGUAUGUAUUUGUUCAUGAUCUUCCUUCUAGGUUUAAUGAGGAUAUGCUGAAGGAGUGUAAGAGUCUAAGCCUUUGGACAAAUAUGUGCAAGUUCACAACUAACGCUGGGCUUGGUCCACCACUUGAGAAUGUGGAAGGAGUGUUUUCAGAUACAGGGUGGUAUGCGACGAAUCAAUUUGCAGUCGAUGUGAUUUUCAGUAAUCGAAUGAAGCAGUAUGAUUGUUUGACUAAGGAUUCUUCCAUUGCUUCUGCCUUUUUUGUACCAUUUUAUGCUGGAUUUGAUAUUGCGAGAUACCUUUGGGGAUAUAAUAUAUCUACUAGAGAUAGAGCUUCACUUGAUUUGGUCGACUGGCUUGAGAAAAGGCCCGAAUGGGGCGUUAUGGGUGGUCAAGAUCACUUCCUUGUUGCAGGUAGGAUCACAUGGGAUUUCAGGAGGCUCUCUGAGGAAGAAACAGAUUGGGGAAAUAAGCUUCUGUUUUUACCUGCUGCUAAGAACAUGUCCAUGCUUGUGGUUGAAUCAAGCCCAUGGAAUGCCAAUGAUUUUGGUAUUCCAUAUCCAACAUAUUUUCAUCCAGCAAAGGAUGAUGAUGUGUUUAUUUGGCAGGAUCGGAUGAGAAAGCUAGAACGCAAAUGGCUGUACUCAUUCGCUGGCGCUCCACGUCCCGACAAUCCCAAGUCAAUUAGAGGGCAGAUUAUUGAUCAAUGCAAGAACUCUAAGGUCUGCAAGCUACUCGAAUGUGAUUUUGGUGAGAGCAAGUGUCAUUCUCCGAGUAGUAUAAUGCAGAUGUUUCAGAGCUCCCUUUUCUGCCUGCAACCUCAGGGCGACUCGUAUACUCGAAGAUCUGCCUUUGACGCUAUGCUAGCUGGCUGCAUACCCGUCUUCUUCCAUCCAGGGUCAGCAUACACCCAAUACACUUGGCAUCUCCCCAAGAAUUUUACAAGAUAUUCAGUAUUCAUCCCAGAGGACGAUAUCCGCAAGAGAAAUGUUAGCAUAGAAGAAAGGCUUUCACAAAUUUCUCCUGAGCAGCUGAAGCUAAUACAGGAGGAGGUAAUCAGUAUGAUUCCGAGAUUGGUAUACGCCGAUCCACGCUCUAAGUUGGAGACUUUGAAAGAUGCUUUCGAUGUCUCGGUGCAAGCCAUUAUCGACAAGGUUACGAAGCUGAGGAUAGAUAUUAUUGAAGGACACACAGACAAAAAUUUUAUCGAGGAAAAUAGUUGGAAGUACGCGUUACUGGAAGACGGGCAGCGGGAAGUUGGACCUCAUGAAUGGGAUCCCUUCUUCUCCAAACCAAAGGAUGGGGAUUCUGGUGAUACAUCUGCAGGCGCUGCAAAAAAUUCAUGGAAAAAUGAGCAGAGAGACAAAUCAUUAAAUUCCUAAUGAUUUCCACAGAUAAGUUUUAAUUUCUAAAGAACAGCUUCCUGCAUCAAGCCAGGGACGUUUUAUAGAUUGAAGGCUUAAUCACCAUCCAGUUAAAGGGCUGUCCUUCAAAAACAUAGCAGCGGGUCAGUCCUUUGCUUAUAGUUUUCUUAUACAGAAAUCAUAGUUCCUUACAUGCUUUUCUCUCUAAUUCUCUUAAUUCUUUGGAUUGAAAUUUCUCAUUUUGUUGGCUACUUUUUCCUUCUCAAAACAGUGCACAAAUCAAGUCAUUUAGAUUUUA